AGGGCCAUGGACAAUCUGCUGCUGGGGACUGCUUGGCGGACAACAAAACGACAACUAGCGUUUACAAUCAGCAACUUCUUUAGUUUGAAAGGCUGUAUAUUGUUUCUCCCUCUGUCAGAUCGAAUACCAAAAACCAGCGGCGAUGAACAGCCAUUGUAACGGGACCGGGAAGCAGUUGGUGACAGAUUUCUACUAUAAUAACGGUUUCAGUGAGCUGAGCCUCGAGACCAAGAAGACCACCGUACAGCAGCGGAAACAGCAUGAGACGUCCGGUAAAGAUGCUGAGGAUGAGUCCCGGUUACCGGCACUCGAAGCAGCGUACAGCAGCAUCUUGCGGGGGCUCGGGGAGGACACGGACCGGCAGGGGCUCCUGAGGACGCCUCUAAGAGCCGCCAAAGCAAUGCAGUUCCUUACCAAGGGAUACCACGAGGACGUGUACGACAUCCUGAAUGAUGCCAUAUUUGACGAGGACCAUGAUGAGAUAGUGAUAGUAAAAGACAUUGAAAUGUUCUCUCUUUGUGAACACCACCUUGUACCCUUUUUUGGCAGGGUACAUAUCGGAUACCUGCCAAAUAAGAAGGUGGUCGGGCUUAGCAAGCUGGCUAGGAUUGUUGAGAUGUACAGUCGGAGGCUCCAAGUCCAGGAGCGUCUGACCAAGCAGAUUGCCAUGGCGAUAUCAGAAGCUCUACAGCCAGCCGGUGUGGCUGUGGUUAUAGAGGCAGCGCACAUGUGUAUGGUGAUGCGUGGGGUUCAGAAGAUGAACAGUCGAACGGUGACCAGCUGCAUGUUGGGGGUGUUCAGAGAAGAUCCAAAGACUCGAGAAGAGUUCCUACGACUCACCAAGACUGCUUAGCAACCACCUCGGACCCCUGACCUCUAACCCCUGCCCUGACCCUGUAAAGCACAUGUUCUAGGGUAGAGUUCCUAAGACUACUCCACACACCUCACAGAAGCCUUAUAUACACACAAGGCAAUGCAAGCUCUCAAACCUGUGUGUGUGUGUGUGAAUUUCUGUCAGAGUGAGAGGCUAUAAUUAUGGUGCCUUCAGCUCACCUCAGCUAGAACACUAGUUAUAAGCACUAGAUAUGACUAGUUAAGACUGAGAUUUGUGGUGAUACUGGGAGCAGGAAAAUGCCCUACCUCUUACCUUUUUAAAUGCAACUCAUGAACCAGGUUUCCAUUCAAACUUUUUAUGUGAGUAAAGUACAUGUCGGAUAGAAAAUGUCACAACAGACCUGAUGGAAAUAGCAAAUUUGUCGGUAAUCUUCCCAAAUGUCGACAAAACAAAAUACGCUAGACAAGGUGGGAUCUUUUUGUGGCUGUAAAAAUAGUUAUGUGAGGAAUUGCGGUGGGAAACGCCUUUAUGCGCAAAUAUUGAUAUAAUAACCAUCUUAUCGAAAGUAAAUUUGGAGUCACGCAAUAUGUUGUGUGGUACUCCCACUACAACUCAGGAAAUCAUGCAAUUUAUUAGGCUACAGAUAAACUAAGUAAUGAAAUUCACUCUUUUAUAUUAAAUAUCAAGUCUUAUUCUUGUGAUAUAAUGAUCAGUGCUUGGCUGUCAAGACCAGAGUGGGCACAUACCGGAUAUAACCUAUCAGUUUUGUGACAAAAGCAUCAGUAGAGUUGAAAAUGCAACGGAAACCCAUUUAACUUGUAUUUUUUGAUUGUAUAUUUAACCGCAAAAGUUAUUUUUAUGUGCACUACGUCAUCAUGCACAGCCUUUUAGCCGCAACAAGUCAAUUUGAUGGAAAUACAUCUCUGGUGGGGAAAAUGUGCAUAUUGUUUAUAUGCAGAUUUUUGAAUAUUCACAUGAAAAUCUGUCACCGAUUGGGUGGAACCUAGUUACUGUCAUCAAGUUGCACUUUUUUAGGACCUCUCUUCUUAUUUUACCUACAGAAUGUAGAAAUGAAGAAAGGAGCCGUUUUCACAUAUGGUGCUGGAGAUUUGUAUUUUUUAUUUUACUUAACCUUUCUUUUGACAGGAAGUCAAUGUUAAGACCGAGGUCUCUUUUCCAGAUGAGCCCUGUUCAGCACAACAAUACACAUUAAAAUACAAUAAACACAUUAAACUACACAAUUAAAUACAUGUUAUUAUACAUAACAACAAAAAAACACAAUCAUAAAAAAGACAUUCUUCAGUAAAAAGGUUCCGGAACAACCAUCUGAAAUGCUCUAGAGGUAUCAAUUCCAAGUUUAAAGUGGAUCAUAUGUAGAUCAUUCCACACUUAAGGUGCAAGGAAAUUAAAGGCUGAUUUACCUAACUCUAAAAGCCAAAGGAAUCGCCAGAGUUAACCAACCCUGUGACUGGGUUUGAUAACCUUUCAUUUAUAGACAAUGACAGGUUGAAAAGUGGUGGAAUGUCCCUUUUUAAAGGGACAAUCUGCAGUCACUACAUACAUUUUUGGACUUAUAAAUUAAUUAUUUAUACUCAUUGAUUCUUGAGGAAUAUAACUUAUAUGCCUAAU
Messenger RNA from Salmo salar (Atlantic salmon), 2464 nucleotides. RefSeq names its product GTP cyclohydrolase 2 (gene gch2). Gene Ontology annotation, biological process: tetrahydrofolate biosynthetic process; tetrahydrobiopterin biosynthetic process. Gene Ontology annotation, cellular component: cytoplasm. The record is from RefSeq and is a predicted model, not a curated record. Gene Ontology annotation, molecular function: zinc ion binding; GTP binding; GTP cyclohydrolase I activity. Lineage: Eukaryota; Metazoa; Chordata; Actinopteri; Salmoniformes; Salmonidae.